Molecule: messenger RNA, 8861 nt
Organism: Drosophila sulfurigaster albostrigata
Lineage: Eukaryota; Metazoa; Arthropoda; Insecta; Diptera; Drosophilidae
Gene: RhoGEF2
Exons: 25
Coding region: 542-8509 (2655 amino acids)
Biological process (GO): G protein-coupled receptor signaling pathway
Cellular component (GO): cytoplasm
Molecular function (GO): G protein-coupled receptor binding; guanyl-nucleotide exchange factor activity
Source: RefSeq, a predicted model, not a curated record
AAUCAGUGAACCAGAUUGCUGGUUCAUUUUCAUGGACCGUUCAAGUGAACUUGUUCAGAACUAAAUGAUACAACUCUAACAUUUACUGCGUUCGGUGUGUGCGAUAAAAGUAAAAAUACGAUUUUCAGCAGUAAAGAAUUUAAAAAGUUUAGAAAUUAUUAUUAAAACACAUGAGAGCAAUAUAGACAUACAUAUGUGUUCACAUCAAAUCAAAUGUGAGAGAAGCGUCAACCUAACAACGCGUAAAAAGAAUGUUGCGCAGUGCGCUAGCAAUUCAAUCGAGCCCUGUAAAAGAAAAAGGCAACAGUCAAGUGCGCGAGUGUGAGUGUGUAUAUACGCUAGCAUAUGAAUAAACACAUAUAUACAUAUGUAUGUAUAUUUACUUGACGAAUUCAGUGCCUUACUAUCGAGAUUUGGAUAUCUAUCGUAUAUUAAAUACUCAUUGAAAUAACAAUCCACCGCCUAAGGAAAGUGCAAGUAUUCAUUGCAAUUCGCUUCAACAUUUGGAUUUAUUUUUGUAAAAAACUUCGCACAUUACUCUAUGGAUGACCCAUCAAUCAAAAAGCGAUUGAUUGAUUUUGGUACCGAUGACCAUGAGUACGAUGAAGUUCAGGAGCUACCAGGGGAAUCAAACAAUCCGUUAUUGCAGCCAACAAACGCGUCACAAAGUAGCAGCAGCACUGGUGACAACCCUGGCACAGCCGAAGUUGGCGGCACAGCGACAGCUAUUGUGGAUACGCCGCCAGUGUUGCCACCACCAAAGCAGAAAUCUGUAAAGAAUUCAAAGAACAAACAAAAGCAAAAAGCCAAUAAAUCAAAAAUACCACGAUCCCCGUCCUUGGCCAGUAGUUUGAGCUCCUUGGCCAGCAGCUUCAGUGGCAGCCAUAGCAAUAGCAACAACAAUAACAGCAACAACAAUAACAACAACAACAAUAGCGUCCCACCGCAGACGCCGCCGUUGCCAACCAGUUACCAGCAGCAGAAUAAAAAGAAGGCGAAACAUAUGAAUGGUGCGGAUAAUGAUGGCGGUGCAAGUGCUACUCCGGUGGCCGCACCCAUCACCAGCCCCGCAUUGUCCAGCAAUCCCCCGGAUCGCAAGAGCAACGGCAGCAAUAACAACAAUGGCAAUAAAGCGGGAUCUGGUGAUGGCGUUAGCGUUGGCGAUGUCAACAAUCUGGAGACGACGCCAUGCUCAUCGGGUAACCGGCGACCCACGAUACAGAUAACUCCCAUUCCCCAAGUGACGACUCCAACCACUCCAAAUCCAGCAUCACCAAAAAACUUUCAGUAUUUAACAUUAACUGUGCGCAAGGAUGAGAAUGGCUACGGCAUGAAGGUCUCCGGCGACAAUCCGGUUUUUGUGGAAAGUGUUAAGCCCGGUGGAGCAGCUCAAAUAGCUGGCUUGGUUGCCGGCGAUAUGAUUUUAAAGGUUAAUGGACAAGAAGUGCGGCUGGAGAAACAUCCAACUGUGGUCAGUUUGAUCAAAGCUUCCACAAUUGUUGAACUGGCUGUUAAACGAAGUCAUAAGAUGACACGACCAACCUCUGUCGGCAUUGUUCCCACCACUCCGAUACUCUCUGGACGUGAUCGCACCGCCUCAAUUACUGGCCCACAGCCCGUCGACAGCAUAAAGCGUCGGGAAAUGGAGACGUAUAAGAUCCAAACUCUACAGAAGAUGUUAGAGCAGGAGAAACUGAAUCUCGAGCGUCUUAAAGGCGAUACAAAUAACCCCAGCUAUAAAGUGUCGGAGGCAAACAUUCGGAAGUUGCGCGAGCAAUUGCGCCAGGUGGGGGCUGAGGAUACACCAACAAUAAAAUAUCAAGCAGCUGCUGCAAGCGACAAAAAUUCCGAAUUACUAAUGCACAAUCAAAUUCUAAAUUUGUCUGCGUCCUCCGUUACACCUCAUCACAAUCAGCAACAUCACCUUCACAACAACAACAACACGAACAACAACAACAAUCAUCACCUCCAACACCACCACCAACACCAGGCUAGCGCACCACAGUCACACCAAACACAACAUUCAUCACCUGCAUUCCUAUCGCUAUUGCCACGUUCGCUUUCGUCACUUUCGCUGGGAACGCGAAAGAAUAAGAUCGAUAAAGACUUCGUAUCAUCGCCAUUAAACCACACAACGGACCUGUUGCCCCAUCAACGAACCGCGGAUGUCAUCAAUUCAAUGACCCAGUCUCUGCAUCAAGGAUUGCUCCAGAGUGUCCAGCGAAAUUCGCAGCAACAACUCGUGUAUCAGCAGCAACAGCAGCGCCUGAAGGAGACAUUGAAACCGAACUCGGGAUCGAAGAGUAAAAAUAAGUUUUCCAUCUCAAAGAGUUUGAUCGAAGAGGACAUACCGCCACCGUUGCCACAAAGGAAUCCGACACCGCGUCAGUUAACCUUGGAUUUUGGCAAUAGCAGCACUAUGCAUUUGUUUGCUCCCAUCUCCGAUCUGGAUCGAGCUGGCAGUCCGCAACGCAAUUCGCCGCAAUCAAAGACAUUAACUGACAGUCCUGCCAAUGUCAAUAACAAUAAUAAUGGCAGCAGUGGCAGUGCCAAAGCGAAACGUUCCAAAGUCAAGACAAAAGCUCUAUCCGAUCCCAAAAUGACGACACAAAUGUUUUUGCAAAUGGAAACGGCGAGUGGUGGCGGCACAACAGCUGGUGCUACAACUGCAGAUAUGGCUGGCAAUAGUGGUAGCAAUAUCGAUGGGGAUUGUGUGCCACCGCCAUUACCACCGCGUCAGCCGGGCAUGUUGUCCGAGGAGAGUAAUCGCGGAAGCUGCCAGAAUCUCAACAGCGUUCGAGCGCAACCAAAUUCCCUAGGUACCGUAUACAAUUAUCCACUUGUUUCCACCUGCACUGCGGUGCAAAGCGACAAUAUGAAGGCAGCUUUUCCACUGUCGCAGCGACCAAAUAUAGUCAAGCAGUUGCAGCAGCACCAACAGCAGCAGCAACAACAACAACAACAGCAACAUCAGCAGCAGCAGCAACAACAACACGCCGGCACUGCAGCCUUAGGUCAAACCCCGCAGCUAGCUCAAAUGAAGCAUAGACGCGUUGGUUCUUCCCCGGAUAAUAUGCAUCCCAGACAUCCAGAUCGUUUGGUGAAAACCACUUCCGGCUCUUGGGAGAUUGUCGAGAAGGAGAAUGAGAUAACGCCACCGGGAACUCCGCCGCCGCCUUACUUAACCAGCUCCCCUAUGCCCGUACCUGAAGAUCCGAACGAGAAUUGCGCUGGCGGUGCGGGCAUUUUUAUAGAAUCACAUCACUUUACGCCAAUGGCUUGUGCUACGUCGCCAUCGCAACAGAAUCUACAUUCCAGCCGCAUUCAAGCGGCUCAAUCGACAGACACACAAAAGGAGAUUAUUUCCAUGGAGGACGAAAACUCUUCCGACCAGGAGGAACCAUUCAUUGACGAAAACGGACCGUUCAAUAACUUGACGCGUCUGCUUGAAACCGAAAACGUUGUUUUCCUUGCGGUCUUCCUCAACUAUGUGCUUUCCAAUUCAGAACCAGCUCCACUUCUCUUCUACUUAAUAACUGAACUGUAUAAAGAGGGUACGUCCAAGGAUAUGCGCAAGUGGGCCUAUGAGAUACACUCCACAUUCCUUGUACCACGUGCACCGCUGUCCUGGUAUCGCCAAGACGAGUCAUUGGCAAGAGAGGUCGAUAACGUACUACAGUCGGAGUUCGAUAAAGUGGAAAUAUUGCGUACAGUCUUCCUGCGUAGUCGCAAGCGUGCCAAGGAUAUAAUCAGUGAGCAGCUAAGAGAAUAUCAACAGAAACGAACUGCCGGACUAGGCACCAUUUAUGGUCCAACCGACGACAAGUUAGCCGAAGCAAAGGGUGACAAGCAGCGUGAGCAAAUCGUUGACAAAUAUCUGAUGCCCAAUCUGCAAGGAUUGAUUGAAGAGUUUGAAAAGGAUUUGCCUCAGGAAGAUGCUCGAAAACUUGCCCUAUGCUCGGCACUUUCAACGGUCAUACAUCGCAUAUUUACCACACGUUCGCACCCAAAUAGCAUUGUGGAUCGUGUUCAUCAUUUUGUCAGUCGUGAAAAGAGUUUCAAAUCUCGUCUAAUGGGCAAAACUCGAAAGAUGGUUGUACGGGGUCAUCCGCUAGUAUUACGUCAAUACUACGAAGUGACGCAUUGUAAUCAUUGUCAAACGAUUAUAUGGGGCGUAAGCCCGCAAGGUUAUCAUUGCACAGACUGUAAAUUAAACAUUCACCGUCCAUGCUCGAAAGUUUUAGACGAAAGCUGCCCUGGGCCACUUCCCCAAGCAAAACGACACCCGCAUAACGACAACAAAAUCAGUAAAUUCAUGGAUAAAAUAAGACCUCGUACCAGCGAUUUUAUAGCAAAUGAAAAACGUGCUCGACAGGAUGAGGAUAUGGAUGCAGAUUUAAGCAAUGAUCGUGUGCAUUCAUCGUCGAUUGUUCGCCAACCAUCGGACCGCAGGCCGGACGUGAACAUAUCAUUGCGAUCGAACGGCAAUGCAUCCUGUAACACAUCUCUGCUCAAUAGCAGCGACCUGCACAAUUCAUUUCCCGCCGUAAACAAUGCCAAUGCGGAUACUCCUAGCGCCAGCGGUGGCUUCUCCGAUCUUACAACAAGUGCGGGAUCAGGAACUUUAGCUAAUUGCCUAGCAGGUGGAAUUGGUUUGCCGGCGACUGGGGAUUUGACUACACAGGAUUCAGUGGAAAGCAAGGAUGUCCGCAGGGAAAGCUUUCAUCCUCAGCUCAAAAGCGCACCUGUUUCUGUUAAUCGCUCGGAAUCGUACAAGGAGCGCUUGUCGAACAAGCGAAAUCGCAAUAGUCGUCGUAAAACCUCAGAUCCAAGUUUAUCAUCGCGCAACAUCGAUGAUCAACCGGAUGUGGGCCUCACGAACUCCAAUUUUACGGGAAGCUCCAACUCAAGUCUCUCUUCGAACGAUGGAUCUGAUAGUGCCAGCAUAUCGAUGGAACAGGUUGCUGGAGGUAUUUCAGGACCAACAAUUGGUGCUCAAGCCACAUCCAGUUCCGCACAUCUCCACCAGCACCCUCAUCUGAUAAUACAACAGAACGCGAAUCUACACAGUCAACAAGACUCGUUCCAAGGCAGCGUAGGAAGCAGCAGUAGUGCCAGCAAUGCCAGUUUCUGGAAUGCUGGUCAGCCUCAGCUUCAACGACAAUGGAAUUUUGAUAGCGACGAUGAUGAUGAUUUAAAUGAGGCCGACUGGAGUUCUGUAGUCAAAGUUGAGAUGCUCGCAACUCUAACCGAUGCUGAGAAGAAGCGUCAGGAAAUUAUCAAUGAGAUCUAUCAAACGGAACGCAAUCAUGUUCGUACUCUCAGAUUGCUGGAUCGUUUGUUCUUCUUACCACUUUACGACAGUGGUCUGCUCUCUCAAGAACAUUUGCUGCUAUUGUUUCCACCCGCAUUGCUAUCGUUGCGUGAACUGCACGGUGCCUUCGAGCAAAAGAUCAAGCAACGUCGGGUCGAACACAAUCAUGUGGUGCAGCAUAUGGGUGAUCUAUUGUCGGAAAUGUUCGAUGGACAAUCUGGUGAGAUUCUGUGCGAGCAUGCGGCUCAGUUUUGUGCUCGUCAACAAAUUGCGCUUGAGGGUCUCAAAGAAAAACGUCACAAGGAUGAGCAAUUGCAGAAAUUGCUUAGGAAAUCAGAGUCGCACAAGGCUUGUCGUCGCUUAGAGCUUAAGGAUUUGCUACCUACGGUAUUACAGCGACUAACCAAAUAUCCUCUGUUGUUUGAGAAUCUGUACAAGGUAACACUUCGAGUGCUGCCUGAGAACACAACUGAAGCAGAGGCUAUACAACGCGCUCUUGAGUCCUCUAAGAAAAUUCUCGUCGAGGUUAAUAAAGCGGUAAAGACAGCCGAGGACGCACACAAACUGCAGAACAUACAGCGAAAAUUGGAUAAGUCAUCGUACGAUAAGGAAGAAUUCAAGAAACUUGAUCUAACACAACAUCGUCUUGUGCAUGACGGAAAUUUGACAAUGAAAAAGAAUCCUAGUAUUCUGCUUCAUGGGUUGCUAUUUGAAAAUAUGAUUGUUUUGCUUACAAAGCAGGACGAUAAGUAUUUGCUAAAGAAUCUUCAUACGCCGAUGACAGUCAGCAAUAAGCCUGUGAGUCCCAUCAUGAGCAUCGAUUCGGAAACUUUAGUACGUCAGGAAGCUGCAGACAAGAACUCAUUCUUUCUAAUCAAGACAAAGACCUCACAAAUGCUUGAACUGCGUGCGCCCAGCAGUUCCGAGUGUAAAACAUGGUUUAAGCAUAUUUCUGAAGCUACAGCGCAACAGUACAAGCCUCGACCCAAGAACACCAACAGUCAGGAUGCAUCUGUCGAUGAUUCGAUUAUUGCCACAUUGCCGCAAUCACAGCACAAGGAGUCCGUGGAUCCUGCACCCGAUCGUUCUCAUCCGGUCAGUGCCACAGCAACGGUCACAACAACUCCAUUGGCUCCAAUACUACCGAUAGCUGUGGUAACGCCACCGAUCUCGGCAAGCAGUGAGAAUGGCUCGAGUAAUCUGCGUCGCGAUAGCACACAGAGUGAUAACUCUGGCUAUUACAAUAUAACAGCUAAGCGACGUCUUAGCCAAAACGAUACUGGACCAUCGGUUAGUCGAACGAUGUCGACCCGCAGCUGCGGUGAACCCAACAACAAUUAUCCAAAUGCUGGCCAGGACUUGGCUCCUGUUGUGUUGCGCCACACCCAAUCGGCAAGGGAGGCUGGCAGCGGCGGCAAUGACACGAACGCUAAUGCGAAUGAGGAUCGUGCAACGACCUACGGUCUGGUUGGUGGCCAGUCGAAGCGUGACAGUGCAAGCAUUGUUUGUUCGAAUAAUUCAAAUAAUACACGAACAUUGCUAAUGCAGUCACCGUUAGUUGAUCCCACUGCAAUUCAGAUCAGCAUUAGUCCAGCUCACACAGCUGAACCCGUGCUGACGCCGGGCGAGAAACUGCGUCGCUUGGACGCUUCCAUUCGGGACGGAUUGAUAGAGAAACAGCGAAUUAUAUGUGAUAUCUUCCGCUUGCCAGUUGAGCAUUUCAAUGAGAUUGUCGAUAUUGCUAUGUUGCCAGAAGCACCCAAAGACUGCGCUGAUGUCGCUUUAGCUGCUUACGAUCAAGUGCGGAUACUGACCAAAAUUUUGAAUGAUUACAUGCAUGUCUCGCCGGAACGUGAGAUCUCAGCCGUGUCCACAGCGGUAUGUGAUCAUUGCCAUGAAAAGGACAAGUCCCGCAGGACUGCAAAUAGAUCUCCACCCCCGCUGCCACCGCCGAACAAACAACAAGCACAGGGUCAACACCGAACACCGCAGCUAAAACGGAUUCCCAAGCAAAAAGCCGCUGACAUCGAGGAAAUCGAGGUGGCAAUACAUGAAGAUGAUGACGGAUAUUGUGAAAUUGAUGAGUUGCGCUUGCCUGCAAUUCCAACAAAAUCACCAGAUGUCUCCACUCCACUUGCACCAUUCAAGUUCGCAGUUGUUCCACCCGCUGAGAAUAGCAGCAGCAAUCCGGAGACGACGACAAAGCGACAGAGCACAAUUAGUGUUGAUAGCAUUCCUGAAGAAUCCGCUGAUGACCUACAAAAGGGCUUGGCUAGCGAGACAAAGUUACCAGAGGUAGAUCCCGUACUUGAGGCUCCCACAAAUGUGGAAGAAAAGGAAGUUGAAGCCGUAGCUGUUGACCCAAAAACAUCAACGAAGACAACAGAGAAGAUCGUUGACUCUGCAACUGCUGUUUCUGUUGAUGGAGGAGAUCAAGCUGCAGAUACUGCAGACAAAAGCGAUCACAUUGAGAUCAACGAUGUGUAUGAUACUUUGGCGGCACUUAACAAAGCCCACACCACAUUGUCCAUGAUCGACAACUCCACGCAGACAGCUGUGCCUUUGCCAUCCACAUCUGGUGUGGAAAAGGCAGUUGUUACAGCUUCCACUGCUUCGAGCAGUGGGACUCAGUGUGGACUCAACCGAAUCCAGCAUGCCAGCUCUUUGGAACCAAGCGUACCUUGUCAUGCUCUUAGCGGCAUUGUAAAUGUUCUAAAUGAACAAAUUUCGCUGCUUUUGCCCAAAAUCAAUGAACGCGAUGUGGAGCGAGAGCGAUUGCGUAAAGAGAAUCAACAUCUACGUGAGCUUUUGAGUGCAAUGCAUGAACGUCAGCGAGUUGAUGCACUUAAGGAAACUCCAACCGAUAUCCUGACUAUUCUGCAAGCGGCUGAUGCAGAAUUCGAAGAUGAUAUUGAUGCCAUUUCCAACACAUCCCUAACACCGACACCCACGCCUUUACCUACAACAGCUUCUGUCAGCGACAGCACUCUGGAGUUACAGGAUCUUCCAGCAGAAAUGGCUACCGAAUUUUUGGAAUCGAUGUUGAGCAAAGAAAAUGUUGACGAUGAAUUGCAAUUGCUGGCUGGCUCCUAUAAGCUACCUGAAACACUAAUAGUGGCCGUAAAGAAGUACAAGCUGGACCAGGAAAAGGAGCAGAAGCAGGAUCAUGAACAAAUCAACAACGUAAAAAACUAACGACAGAAGCCAUUUCAAUAAUAUCCAUUUUGGAGUAGAUGAUUCUAUGGCUUAUUAUUACUGUGGUGUCCAGAGCUCCUUCCUCAUGCAAACAUCAUGUCUGGGAUUCUGAAGUUCUAUGUUCUUCGAGGAGACACAACUCUAGUGUCUUUGUUUCGCUGCGCCAUUGUCCAAUUGAAUUGGCAGUGUUUAUGUUAAUAUAUAUAGCCUUUUUUAAAUUAAACUUACUUAUUAAAGCUGCAUUUGCUGCUUUAUCAAGUGGUAAGCGGAUGGUGAAAAUAAGUUUUGAAUUAAUAUAAAUACAUAAAUAUAUUCCAUAUAGCGACAUUAAAUAAAUCGAUAAAGUUGAUAA